GCGGGGCAAGCAUGGCGGGCAUGGCGGGGUACGCGCGGGUCGGGGCCGCCGCCAGCGCGCCCGUUAUGGGACUGGGCACAUGGAAGUCCCCCCCAGGGAAGGUGGCAGCUGCGGUGACGGCUGCCAUCGAUGCCGGGUACCGCCACUUCGACUGUGCCUAUGUGUACCAGAAUGAGAAGGAAGUUGGGGAAGGGAUCCAGCAGAAAAUCAAGGAAGGGGCUGUGAAGCGAGAGGACCUCUUCGUGGUCAGUAAGCUGUGGUGCACCUUUCACGAGAAGCCUCUGGUGAAGGCAGCCUGCCAGAAGAGUCUUGCAGACCUGAAGCUGGGUUACCUGGAUCUCUACCUUGUCCACUGGCCUUUUGGCUUCAAGGCAGGAGAGGACCUGUUCCCUGCAGAUGACAAAGGUAUGGCUAUCCCCAGCAACACAGAUAUUCUGCAGACGUGGGAGGCCAUGGAGGAGCUGGUGGAUGCUGGCCUGGUGAAAGCCAUUGGAAUCUCCAACUUCAACCGUGAGCAGAUUGAAAGAAUCUUGAACAAGCCAGGACUGAAGUACAAACCUGCAAAUAAUCAGAUUGAGUGUCAUCCAUACCUUUCCCAGGAGAAGCUGAUUGACUACUGUCACUCCAAAGGGAUCACUGUGACAGCAUACUGUCCCCUUGGACGUCCUGAUGGUUCUAAGCCAGAGGCACCUUCCCUUCUGGCUGACCCCAAGAUCAAGGAGAUUGCAGCCAAGCACAACAAAACCCCAGCACAGGUUCUCCUUCGCUUCCAGAUCCAGAGAAAUGUGAUUGUGAUUCCCAAAUCUGUCACCCCAGAGCGCAUUGUGGAGAACUUCCAGGUGUUUGACUUUGAACUGACUAAAGAAGAGAUGGCCACCCUUCUUAGCUUAAACAGAAACUGGAGGAUCUGUGAAAUGGUCAUGUGCAAAAAUCACAAGGAGUACCCUUUCAAUGCAGAAUACUGAAGAUGGUUUUUUUCCUGCCCUCUCUCAGGCCCCCAGGGUUUAAUGAGCUUCUACCAUUGUCUCAAUUUGUGCACUAUGUAGCUGACACACUGUAUCCCUCUUCCCAGCAAAGGCACAGGAUAUGUGUUCAGUGACUUUGGGUUUUUCCUUUGGUGAAAGGAAAUUGUACAAUUGUUCUGAAGAAAAUGUGGGCUAUGAUAAUUCUUAUUACAUGAGUGUCACUGCAUGGCUGAAAUAGCAAAUUUUAUCUACUUUCUACUGAUUUUUAUCUACUGUCUUGCAUCAGCACCACUUAAGGCUGCAGGGUUAAGGAUGUGUAAGUGCAGGAGAACAAUCCAUCCUGAAUAAUCACAUAAUCACUGGCUGAAGGUAAAAGACAAAAUUAACUCCUAGAGUACAGCCCAAAGCUUUCUAGAAAAUAAGAAUGAAUGGGAGAAGUGUCCAGACCUAUAGAUGAAUAACAACUCAUACUGGGCCUUAUUUCAGUCACUUCUUUACAGGCUGAAACUGGACAGAGAUUGAUGUUCAAUUUCAUUCUUGACCAAAAUAAAAAUAUUUUGAUUACU
Molecule: messenger RNA, 1531 nt
Organism: Vidua chalybeata
Lineage: Eukaryota; Metazoa; Chordata; Aves; Passeriformes; Viduidae
Product: aldo-keto reductase family 1 member B10-like
Exons: 10
Coding region: 12-965 (317 amino acids)
Cellular component (GO): cytosol
Molecular function (GO): aldose reductase (NADPH) activity
Source: RefSeq, a predicted model, not a curated record